Molecule: messenger RNA, 4266 nt
Organism: Oncorhynchus kisutch (coho salmon)
Lineage: Eukaryota; Metazoa; Chordata; Actinopteri; Salmoniformes; Salmonidae
Product: ras-GEF domain-containing family member 1B-A-like
Biological process (GO): Ras protein signal transduction
Cellular component (GO): plasma membrane
Molecular function (GO): guanyl-nucleotide exchange factor activity
Source: RefSeq, a predicted model, not a curated record
UGGAGUGAGGAUCUCCGCUGCGCAGGCUCGCUGCAAUAUGACUGUGGAUGAUUGUGUGUAAUACCAAGAACUCGGUCAAGCCUUGUGAAAACCGUGAACAAACGUUCCUUCUACUCGUGAUUUGCAAGUGAAUAUGCUGAAUGUAAGGACAGAGGAAACCUGCGGCUGAAUAUCAGUAGAAGCUCACAGGUUUCGUUGGAGAAAGUGCUCGCUUUAUUCUAGUGGGAAAGAUAUAUUAAGGAUUCUGCAGUUACUUAUUCUGAGGACAAUAUGCCUCAGACGUUACCGCUGACAGGCAUGCUGGUCUCCAGUGGUUACAACCAGAACCAGAACCAGACCAAGGAAGAGGGACUGUAUUACCAUGACAACACCCUGGUGUCCGGCUCGCUUGAGGCCCUCAUCCACCACCUUGUCCCCAGCAUGGACUACUACCCUGACAGGACAUACAUCUUCACCUUCCUCCUCUCCUCUCGUCUGUUCAUCCACCCCUACGAGCUCAUGUCCAAAGUCUGUCACCUGUGUAUGGAACAGCAGAGACUGAGUGACCCUCAGGCAGACAAGAUGAGGAUCAGGAAGUUGGCUCCCAAGAUCCUCCAGCUGCUUCAGGAGUGGACGGAGACGUUCUACGACUUCAGAGACGAGAGGAUGAUGAGGAGCUUGAAGGAGCUGACCCAACGCCUGUCCUCAGGGGACGAGCUGUACAGGAAGGUGGUUCACCAGAUGAUUCAGGUCCUAAUCAGGAAGCUGACUACUCUGAGCCAGUACGAGGAAGCUCUGGUCAAGAUCAAUGCUACGGCUACAGACAGACUGACCGUGCUCAAGGCCAAGCCUCAGGCCAUCCAGAGGGACAUGCUGUCCAUCUGCAAUGACCCCUUCACCAUGGCCCAGCAACUCACUCACAUAGAACUGGAGAGACUGAGCAACAUCGAACCAGAGGAAUUCAUCCAGGCUUUUGAGAAGAAAGACCUUCUGGACAAUGAUAAGAGCUGUUUCAGCGACCAGAAGAAGGCUAGUAGCCUGGAGGCAUAUGUACAGUGGUUCAACAGACUCAGCUUCCUGGUGGCCACAGAGAUCUGCAUGCCCGUAAAGAAGAAGCAGCGAGCGCGAGUCAUGGAGUUCUUCAUCGACGUGGCACGGGAAUGCUUCAACAUCGGCAACUUCAACUCCCUCAUGGCCAUUAUCUCUGGGAUGAACAUGAGUCCUGUGUCUCGACUGAAGAAGACCUGGAGCAAAGUCAAGACAGACAAGUUUGACAUCUUGGAGAUCGUUAUCCCAUUCUUCAGCCUACUGAUUAAAGAUAUCUACUUCCUGAACGAGGGAUGUUCCAACAGGAUGCAGAAUGGGCACGUUAACUUUGAGAAAUUCUGGGAGAUGGCGAAGCGGGUCAGCGAGUUCAUGGUUUGGAAGAAGGUGGAGUGUCCUUUUGAGAAGGACCGUAAAAUCCUCCAGUACUUGCUUACCGCACCAGUUUUCAGCGAGGACACUCUAUAUCUGGCCUCUUAUGAGAGUGAAGGCCCUGAGAACCACAUGGAGAAGGACAGAUGGAAGUCUCUGAGAUCCACUCUGCUAAGUAGAGUCUAGAGCUUCUGAACAGAACCAUGUCAAACCCAUCUGACAACCAAGCCUUACCCUGCGGUGAUGUCCAAAUAACAGUGUCCCUGUUUGGAUGGGAAACAACAAUCUGAACUGUACUAUUCAGCAAGGCGGGAUCUUUUUCUGUUCCGUCCGCAGUCAAGGAUUUCUAGCUAAGAAUCCCUCCAGUUGAUUGGCUCUUCCUUCACACUACGUUUCCAAGGACAGCUUUUUAUUUUUUCCAUCUCUUUUGUAUGAAUUUUGUAGCCUUUUAUUAAAGAUGCUACGACCAUCACGACUGAGAAGAUGGGGGGGGGGGGGACCCGGGGGGGAGAUGCUUUUUGUUGUUGUCCUUUUGUCGUCUGCUGAAAACCUUAUUUUUUUCCCCUUCUUUUUGUUGUUGAAACACACCAUGUAUGUAUUCAGGGUGAAACACACCAUGUAUGUAUUCAGGGUGAAACACACCAUGUAUGUAUUCAGGGUGAAACACACCAUGUAUGUAUUCAGGGUGAAACACACCAUGUAUGUAUUCAGGGUGAAACACACCAUGUAUGUAUUCAGGGUGAAACACACCAUGUAUGUAUUCAGGGUGAAACACACCAUGUAUGUAUUCAGGGUGAAACACACCAUGUAUGUAUUCAGGGUGAAACACACCAUGUAUGUAUUCAGGGUGAAACACACCAUGUAUGUAUUCAGGGUGAAACACACCAUGUAUGUAUUCAGGGUGAAACACACCAUGUAUGUAUUCAGGGUGAAACACACCAUGUAUGUAUUCAGGGUGAAACACACCAUGUAUGUAUUCAGGGUGAAACACACCAUGUAUUUAUUCAGGGUGAAACACACCAUGUAUGUAUUCAGGGUGAAACACACCAUGUAUGUAUUCAGGGUGAAACACACCAUGUAUGUAUUCAGGGUGAAACACACCAUGUAUGUAUUCAGGGUGAAACACACCAUGUAUGUAUUCAGGGUGAAACACACCAUGUAUUUAUUCAGGGUGAAACACACCAUGUAUGUAUUCAGGGUGAAACACACCAUGUAUGUAUUCAGGGUGAAACACACCAUGUAUGUAUUCAGGGUGAAACACACCAUGUAUGUAUUCAGGGUGAAACACACCAUGUAUGUAUUCAGGGUGAAACACACCAUGUAUGUAUUCAGGGUGAAACACAGUUGAUGCAAAUCAUUGUCCCUGUGACAUUUUCCAGGUGUAUUUUCCUUUCUACAGAAGUUAGGAGUUGUCUGCUGGUUGGCCAACUGACUCAGUUCGAACAGGUGGAACUUCCUCUCUUCUUCUUUAAUAAACCAGCGUUUUGUUUACUGGGAACCAGUAUACUGUGUAAUGGGGUUAAUCCUAACCUACAGCUAUGUUGGUAAGAGAUAUACAUGAAGCUAACAUUAUUUGUAGUUUUUGUUUGUUUGUGUAAUUUCAGGAUUUUCAUACGCUAAUGGUUUUGUUUCUAUGGGCAUUUGUUUGUCUACUUGAGGAUGCGUUUCCUUUUUGUAAACCCAGUUUGGUCGACCAGAGCCUUGACAACUUGACCGAUAAAUAUGUUCAAAGUGUAUUAGAGAGAUAAUAUGAUGUCAUUUUUUGGGGGGUUUGUUUGUGUUUUAAUAUAAAGCGUUGUGAUACUCUACAACAGGAAGAAACCCCUUUAUCUCCUCAUCCUUUAUCAAUGGGACACCUCGGCCACGGGCAGAGGGGUGUGUUGGGGAUUUUUGUGAAGAUAGAUAAUGGCACCCUAUUCCCUAUGCACUACUUUUGAUAAUCAGUGUUAUAAGGCUCUACCACUAGCCAGCCACACUGCUGGAAUAAAUAUAGUCUUGGAGGACUGGACUGUAAACUUCAAUCACUCAAGACAAGCCAUCCUGUGUGAGAGUGGUUGUACCUACACACACACACUGCACUCCCCUCCCCAUGAGUUUGGUAGUACAGAAAUACAAUGUGGUUGUAUCGCCCCCUGGUGGUUGAAUUAAGUAAGUGCGGUGGAGGAGCAGUGUUGAGUGAAUGAGUUGUGUGUGUGUGUAUAUGAUAGAGGAGAUUUGUUGGAGACUUGAGGAUGUGAAAGGUUUCAUCUCUGUUUAAUGCUGGAUCAAACUUUCCUUUUUCUCCUAUAUAUUUUUUUCUUCAUAUGGUUAUAAUUAUUUUCACCAAAUGUUGUUUUAUUUAUGAUCCUCUGUGUAGUUAUUAUUUCAUGUUAUGGAUAUUUACGAUUAUUUUAUUGUGUUUCUGCUUAUUUAAUUUUGUACUAGUUACAUAAUAUACUUCAGUAGUUAUCAGAUAUUGGCCUAACAAUUUUUUUUUUAUACAGGUUUAUAUGAAAACACUUUCAGGGUACCAAGCUAACACUAUGAAGUCAAAAAUGAUGGGUGCGUUCCAGGCUGACUACAUUUCAGUCGUUGCAUAGCCGAUGUCUAUCCAGGCAUUGUGAGAUCUGGCAGGCAUCUGUAAUUUAGUCCGUCUGGAACGCGGCCAUUGACUGAUGUCUAGCUUGCCUUGUCUUUUGCAUUUCUCCACUCUACAUGACAUUGUGGUUUACUGUGUAAAUGAUUCUGUUUUUUUUUCUACCUUGUGUUUUUCUGUUUGUAUUUGGACUGUUACGAUGGAAUAGAGGAUCUUUUUAUUACUGAGUUAGUUGUGUUAAAAGAGAAAGUGACAAAGUUAAUAAAAGAUUGCCUAAAAGGUGACGAGGGACACUG